This is a messenger RNA of Prosopis cineraria, 711 nucleotides long. RefSeq lists its product as uncharacterized. The record is from RefSeq and is a predicted model, not a curated record. Bases 46 to 543 code for a protein of 165 amino acids. NCBI's taxonomy places the organism in Eukaryota, Viridiplantae, Streptophyta, Magnoliopsida, Fabales, Fabaceae. The transcript has a single exon.
GGAAUUCAGCAUCCCGAUCCACCACUGAUAAUAUCCAGCGAGAAAAUGCAGAUGCAGAGAAGCCAUGGGUUUCAACAGCACCAAUAUUAUGGUAGUGAGGCUCAAGAGGAGAGCUAUGAGGUUCAUCAGGAGACUUGGAGCUCAAGGAACGGCCAUCACAACCACUUCCCAGGAAUGCAAAUGACAAAUGGUGCUUGUAUUGAUUCUCGUGACUUCCAGAGACACCUGGGCAUAUUCAAGGAAGGCCACCAUGGUUCCACUGGCCACCAUGGCCAUUUCUCCGACGCCCAUAAGCUCUCUUUUGGAGGGGCUCCUAUGUUUUCAAACAGGUCAAAGCACCCGCACCACCAAGGGCAUGGACCUGGACAUUUCUCGGAGGUAAAUAGAUAUGACAUGCAUGGCGAUGCAGAAAACGUGAAGGUGGAUGAAAUGAGAUACAAGCACCACAACUGGGGUGGCGGUGAUGGCUUCUGUGCUAACCCUUAUGCUGGGAACAUGAACAAUAGGUUUCACAAGGUUGAGUGGGAAGUGAAGGGUGUCUAGCACGUCAUCUUCAUCAAUCCCACUAUCACCGUAAAAUGUGUUCUUACUUGCUUUGUUUCAGAAUCUAAUAAACUUUCACUUGAUCGUGCUUGUCACCAAGUCCAUGUAAUAUCUAUCUUAUCAUGCUAAUCAAUAAAAAAUGUGCUCUAGUGGGGCAUUUGAUAAUAA